Phlebotomus papatasi is the source of this 1345-nucleotide messenger RNA. It is a transcript of the gene rdgBbeta, whose product is annotated as cytoplasmic phosphatidylinositol transfer protein 1. The record is from RefSeq and is a predicted model, not a curated record. Gene Ontology annotation, biological process: phospholipid transport. Gene Ontology annotation, molecular function: phosphatidylinositol transfer activity; phosphatidylinositol binding. Gene Ontology annotation, cellular component: cytoplasm. Bases 184 to 1020 code for a protein of 278 amino acids. Lineage: Eukaryota; Metazoa; Arthropoda; Insecta; Diptera; Psychodidae. The transcript has 5 exons.
CAGUGCGUCAUACAUUCGGUUGGGCAUCGGGCUUAGAGCACGACAUCAGACGUUUUGUUGAAAAAGUGGUCUCCGGGUCUCCCAUGUGCGUAGAGUAGAGAAAUGUGAAUUAAAAUCAGUGAGAAAUAUCGAUUGGUAACUUUUGCAGAAUAUUACUGAAGCACGUUACUUGCAAAAGACGCAAUGGUGCUGACCAAAGAAUACAGAAUUUGUAUGCCAUUAACCGUUGAAGAGUAUCAAAUAGGGCAACUGUACAUGAUAGCUAGGCACAGCUUGGAGAAGUCUGACAGUGGCCAGGGGGUGGAAGUUGUUGAGAAUUCAGAAUGCGAGAGUGAAGAGCACGGAAAGGGUCAAUUUACGGAAAAGCGUGUCCAUCUAUCCAAUCGUCUUCCGUACUGGAUUCAGGCUGUUUGCCCACGAGUCUUUUACAUAACCGAAAAGGCAUGGAACUACUAUCCAUUUACAAUAACAGAAUACACGUGCUCAUUCAUCCCAAAAUUCAGCAUAUCCAUCCAAACGAGGUACGAGAAUAACAACGGAUGUACGGAAAACUGCCUGAAACUAUCGUCAGAAAAACUGGCUGAAAGAACUGUUGACCAUGUUGAUAUUGCAUUUGAAGAAAUUGAUCAGAAACACUACAAACAGGAGGAAGAUCCCAAGUACUUCAAGUCCAAAGUGACAGGAAGAGGGCCUCUGAUUGAAGGCUGGAGAGAGCAUGAAAGUCCCAUUAUGUGUUCUUAUAAAUUGGUCAGUGCUUCCUUUGAAGUUUGGGGACUUCAGACUCGCGUGGAAGACUUUAUUCAUCGGUGUAUCCGGGAGAUUUUACUCGUGGGACAUCGUCAGGCAUUCACGUGGAUGGAUGAGUGGUACAAUAUGACCAUGGAGGAUGUACGCGAAUAUGAAAAGUCCAAGCAAACAGAGACCAAUGAGAAAGUCCUUCAAAGCACCAACAAUGAUGCAGGGAAUUCAUUAGAACAGCAACAAGCUGAACAAACGCCAUCAGUAUCGUCAAUUGACUAGGAUUAAGGAUCAUCUGAUCAACUGCUCAAGUUUUUUUUUCGAAAUAUUAAUUCAUUAGUUGUCUUUUGUGGUUUAUUCUCGAAGGUACAAGCUUCUGUGAAAGUGUUUAGGUUGAAUGUGAAUUUAUUAUUCAAAGAUCUUAGUUCUCCAAUGUGUUUUAGAAAGAAUAUAUUAGUGAUGUUAGUAUUAUGGACAUCUAUUUGUGAAUUAUACACCUCUCAAAGUAUCCACCGGUCUCUCAAAGAUUCUGGGUUUAAAAUAAUUAAAUGAAUUUUUGAAGUAACACUGUUUAGUCGAAUAAAUAUUGAUGGAAGGUGAAUAAAAA